This is a messenger RNA of Cyclopterus lumpus (lumpfish), 1290 nucleotides long. It is a transcript of the gene gpr151, whose product is annotated as G protein-coupled receptor 151. The record is from RefSeq and is a predicted model, not a curated record. Lineage: Eukaryota; Metazoa; Chordata; Actinopteri; Perciformes; Cyclopteridae. Bases 1 to 1290 code for a protein of 429 amino acids. Gene Ontology annotation, cellular component: membrane. Gene Ontology annotation, molecular function: G protein-coupled receptor activity. The transcript has a single exon. Gene Ontology annotation, biological process: G protein-coupled receptor signaling pathway.
AUGGAUAAGUGGAGUGGGAACAAUGCAACCGUGGUGAACAGCUCCAUAGACAAGUGGCCAUUCAAUGAACGCGGCUCCCAGCAACACCUGGUGCCUGGGGAGCUGAGGGUCCUGGUGCCGGCUAUUCUAGGAGUCCUCUGUGUCUUGGGUGUGGCUUGUAAUCUCACUGCGAUGGUCAUCUUGUUCUCCAACGCUCAUAGGGGCAAACUGUCUCUCAUCAACUCGCUCAUCUUCAACCUGAUGUUUGCUGACGGACUGGUGCUGUUGUUCACAGUUCCUUUCAGGGCUGCCUCCUACUCCAAAGCCAGCUGGAAUCUGGGCUGGGCAGUCUGCAAGACGGCCGACUGGUUCCUCCAGUCCUGCAUGGCAGCGAAGAGCUUCACAUUGGCUGUCAUGGCCAAAGCGUGCUACCGAUAUGUGUCCAACCCCACCAAGCAGGUGAGCAUCCGACUGGGUUCCAUCCUGGUGGUGUUCUUCUUCCUCUGGCUGUCCGCAUGCUCGGUCACCAUCCCUCACUGGCUGUUUGCCACGCUGCAGAGAGACGUCCGCGGGCUGGUCUGCAUGCUGAUGGUUCCUCCUGAAGCCCGGGACUUCAUGGCUGUGUACGUCAAAGCCUACCCCCUGGGGGUCUACUGUGCACCACUCAGCUUUGCCCUGAUGUAUUUCUGCAGGGCUUACCGCCAGUGCCAGCGCCGCUCCAGUAAGACUCAGAACCUGCGCACACAGAUCAGAUCCAAGAAGCUCACCUUGAUGCUGUUUGGCCUGACUGUGGCCAUGGCUAUUCUCUGGCUUCCGCAAUGGGUGUUGUGGGUUUGGGAGCGUCAUAUGGCAGAGAAGGAAAUCGAAGGAGCUCAGCCACUCAUCUCCUCUCUUCCCCCUCUUCUAACCCUCUCUGCUCAGCUGCUCACCUUCUCUCUUUCCCUGGUGAGCCCUCUCAUCGUCCUCUCCCUCUCCGAGGAGUUCAGAGAGGGCUACAGGGGUCUGUGGCGACGCCUCACCCUGCGCAAGCAACCUCCACCAAAGCCAAAACCCGGACCUCACACCCCUACGUCUCUCCAGUCACCUUGCCCCAGACCAGAGACUUCUGGCCAGCUGGGGGGGAACAAGAGCCCUCGGUCAAGCUCCAGCCAGGGUCCCAGCAGAGAGGCUCAGCCCCAGCCGGAGCAAGGAGGAGAGAAAGACGUAGAUGGGAUUGUUUUGCCUGAUGUGGAGCAGUUCUGGCACGAGAGGGAGUCUGGAUUGCACACAGAGGAAAAUGAUCCUGUGCCGUGGGAGCACCAGAACAAAUAA